GACCCACAACGCCCCACUUUACUGAAAGGAGAGCGCGUAGAAGUGUGCGUCGUCUUGGGCCUCUCGGCUCGGCUCUGCUCUCUCUGCUCUGCUCUGCUCGCUCUGUGUUGGGGACCGACGGACUGCUCGCAGUCGCCGAGAGAGAGAUAGAGAAAGGCGAUUGCGUGGUUUCUGCCAAUAGGGCGCCUUGACGACGGAGAGAGGAAUAGGUGGGACUUGAGAUUUGAGUGGCGCAGGGAAAGAGAUAGAGAUGGGUUCUGGAGCCUUGCUUAGUUUCGUCGCCAGGAAUUUUGAUGUUCUCGCUGCGCCUUUCGUAACUCUUGUCUAUCCUUUGUAUGCUUCUGUGAGGGCAAUAGAAUCUGCAUCUCCAGUAGACGAUCAACAGUGGCUCACUUAUUGGGUGUUAUAUUCGCUACUUACAUUGUUUGAGCUGACAUUUUCACAAGUCAUUGGAUGGAUCCCGUUUUGGUCUUAUGCAAAGUUGAUAUUCAACUGCUGGCUGGUUUUGCCAUACUUCAAUGGUGCUGCAUUUAUUUAUGACAAUUAUGUGAGACCAGUGGUCUUGAAUCAACAGGGAGUAUUGUGGUCUGCCACUUCAGGAAGCAGCAGCUUCAGUAAACCAGAUAAUCUACUAUUAGCUGCAGAGAAAUUUAUCGAAGAAAAUGGAACAAAAACAUUCGAGGAAAUUAUUAGCAAGGCUGGAGGUGUGUCAAAGUCUAAGAAGAGCAAAAAACGUGUAACAUUUUACAAUGAGGGGAAUGCCAGAAAGGAGUCGAAGUUACAGGAAAGUUGACUAGGUGGAUCCUGAAAGGAGUCAAAGCGUUGAAGGUGCAGUGGUCAUGUCAGCAAGCUCCUGAAGAAAUAGAAGAUUUGUCUUUUGGACGAUGAUGCUACUAAGUAUUGGAAUCAAAAUAUCAAUUAUACAUAUUUGGAAGAAUCUUGAACAGAUUCAUGUCAUCUCCUUGUUGAUCUAGAGCUAGUUUAGUCUGAUGUAUACUUUCGUUUUUCUUUCCAUCUGUCAUAUAGAUGUUUGUUUUCAUUCUUCUAGGGGAGAACGAGAUCAACAUGUUUCAUAGGAAAAGAAUUAACUUGAGUCAGACACUUGAGUUUGCUUCAGUUUGUAGUCAGUCUGUGCAGUGUUUCAGAAUUCAGAUCAUACGCAAUGCUUGAGAAAAACCAAAGUUGAGUAUAUUUAAUGUUCAAAUAUAGCAUCUGAGAGAUA
Messenger RNA from Zingiber officinale, 1222 nucleotides. RefSeq names its product HVA22-like protein a. The coding region runs from base 251 to 793 and encodes 180 amino acids. The record is from RefSeq and is a predicted model, not a curated record. NCBI's taxonomy places the organism in Eukaryota, Viridiplantae, Streptophyta, Magnoliopsida, Zingiberales, Zingiberaceae. The transcript is spliced from 5 exons.